Molecule: messenger RNA, 486 nt
Organism: Anopheles maculipalpis
Lineage: Eukaryota; Metazoa; Arthropoda; Insecta; Diptera; Culicidae
Gene: Trissin
Product: U-scoloptoxin(20)-Cw1a
Exons: 2
Coding region: 1-486 (161 amino acids)
Source: RefSeq, a predicted model, not a curated record
AUGAAUUCCGCUGCUUAUAUAUCAAUAAUUUUAGGCUGUUGCGUACUGUGGGUGGCUUGCUCUUUCCCAGUAGCACUGUCGUGCGAUUCAUGUGGCCGAGAAUGCGCAUCUGCUUGUGGUACGAGACACUUCCGGACGUGCUGUUUUAAUUACCUCCGAAAACGCAGCUCACCACCACUGCGAGACUCUGUCGGACCAGAUAAACAAUUGGAUCUUUGGUAUGGGGCGAAAACAGCGGAACAUAAACCUCAGGAAACCCAUCGAGACUUCAAUAAUUUCCUGAUGAAAAAUGCAGAAGCAGAUAUCGACUAUGAAUACGUACCGAUUGUAUCAACAAAUCAUCUUGCGCUUGGAAAAACUCAGACUGGAACGCGGAACAGUUUACUUCGAAACCCUCCAAUUAAUCAACCAGAACAUGAUGAAAAUAAUGAAAAAUCUUCGGAAGAGGCUCAAGCAGGUUCAUUGCAAUUGCUUUACGAAGCUUAA